Helianthus annuus (common sunflower) is the source of this 4935-nucleotide messenger RNA. RefSeq lists its product as uncharacterized. NCBI's taxonomy places the organism in Eukaryota, Viridiplantae, Streptophyta, Magnoliopsida, Asterales, Asteraceae. The transcript has 3 exons. The record is from RefSeq and is a predicted model, not a curated record. Bases 1 to 4935 code for a protein of 1644 amino acids.
AUGGAUUAUUCUCAGUUUAAGACAUCAGAUAUGGAUGCUAGAUAUGGUUUUUCGUCUAGGUUGUUGAAUAUUGACGGCAAAACAUUCUGCCCGCGUAGAGGUGUUGUGUCUGAUAAUCAGCAGGGUCCGAAGAUAGUUAACAUCAUAGAUGAACUUACCAAGAUCACAGUUCCAGUUGAUAAUAAAGCCGAUGGUCAUGGUGUUGAUAAACCUGAUGCUGUGCAUGAUGAGUUUUUCUGGGAUACUUAUAAGGGGGAAGAAUCAGCCUCGUAUGCUGAUAAAGUGCAGUCUACUCGGAAGAAAAGAGAGGUAAACUUCAGACUUAUGGAACCUAUGGAAACAAGAGAUGAUGCGGAUAUUGUUAUACCGAGCGCGGUGGUGCAGCAGGUUCAACACAAAUUUGAUAAUGUGCUCUAUGGGUACUUUCUAGGGAAUCGCCUGCCGUUUCUGGUGGUUGAAUAUUAUGCGAAGAAUGUUUGGGCAAAAUUUGGGUUUUCAAAACUUAUGAUGAACACGUCAGGUUUCUUUUUCUUCAAGUUUGAUUCUAAGGAGGGCUUGACGAAGGUUUUGGAAGGAGGACCAUGGUUAAUACGAAAAGUUCCACUGUUUCUGAAUGUAUGGUCUCCGAAGGUUACUCUCAAGAAAGAUAGCAUUAAAACAGUUCCUAUAUGGGUUAAGUUGCACAAUGUGCCGAUUGCGGUUUAUACUGAUGAUGGAUUGAGCUUGCUGGCGUCAAAGUUAGGGACCCCUAAAAGGUUAGAUUCUUAUACUGCUGAUAUGUGUGUUGAUAAUUGGGGUAGGAGUAGUUAUGCUCGUGCAAUGAUUGAGAUAAAUGCUGACAAUGAGCUAAAGGAUCACAUUACUGUGGCUAUCCCGAAAAUGGAUGAGGAGGGAUUUAUAUUGGAACAGGUUAAAGUUGAAUAUGAGUGGAGGUCGCUUCGCUGUAGUUCAUGUUGUUUGUUUGGCCAUGAUGAUAACACAUAUCACAAGAAACCUAAUGGUAAGGCUAAGGUGGUAACGGUUGAUGAGGAGGGUUUUGUUACUGAUAACAGGAGGAUGGCGAGGUACUCGUUUCCUCAAAAAAAGCAAAAACCAAGGGUUGUGUAUAAACCAAAGACUAAUAAAAAUCAUGCAAGUACGUCUGGGACGAAGGGGGAUACUUCGGAUGUGCCAUUGUCAAACUCUUUUGAGGUGCUUGAUAAUAGUAAGAAGGAUGAGAAAAGGGAUCCGACUAGUGCCAAAUCGAGGGUUGAUGAAACUCAUGGGACUCGUAUACAACAACCUGAUGAAGUUAUCGAGGUGAACCCGACAGAGAUGGCUGAUUUUAUGAGAGGUAACAUGAAUAAUAAAAAUUCUGAGGGGGCAAGCACUCCCGGUGACGAUGAGUCUCAUGUCGAUGUUAAUAAGCUGAAUAAGAUCUGUGAAAAGGAUUUUCGGAAUUGGAAGUGGACAUCAAACGGUGGUAUGUGUCAAAGAGGUACUAGGGUUAUAUUGGGGUGGAAUGCGGAUGAUAUUGACCUUAUGGUUAUAUCCCAAUCAGACCAGGUUAUUCAUGCUCAGGUAGUGUUAAAAUCGGUUAAAAAGACGAUAUUUUGUUCUUUUGUGUAUGCGGAAAACAAGUAUCAGGAUAGGAGAAGCUUGUGGUCUGAUUUGUGUAGGUUUAAAGGCAUCACUCAGGACACUCCGUGGGUUGUAAUGGGUGAUUUCAAUGCCGCUUUGAAUAUGGAGGAUUUUGUGAUGGGUCCAUCAUCCCAUACUAUAGCUAUGCGAGAUUUUUAUGAGUGUAUUCAAGAGGCAGAACUGAUUGAUGUUAAAAGUCAUGGGUUGCAUUAUACUUGGAAUCAAAAACCAAGGGAUGGGGUAGGAAUGCUAAAGAAGAUUGACCGUAUUAUGGGUAACAUCAAACUUAUUGAUGUUUUUUCGGAUGCCUAUGCUAUAUUUCAGCCUUUCCGUGUUUCUGAUCAUGCUCCUGCUAUCUUGAAGUUAUUUUCCAUGCCUAAGGACCGGCCUAAACCGUUUAAAUUCCCGAAUUUUAUUGUCACAAAGCCAGAGUUCCGCCAAGCUGUUAUAGCCGAAUGGAGUAAAACCGUGGAGGGGGCUACCAUGUAUUCGGUGGUUAUGAAAAUGAAGAGCUUGAAAACGCAUUUUCGGAGGAUAUUGCGUAAUCAAGGUAAUCUACAUAAAAGAGUUACGGAGUUACGGAAUGAACUUGACCAGAUUCAAAAACAGGUGGAAGCUCAUCCUUUUGAUGCUUCUUUUCGGUUAUUGGAGACUACCUAUUUACGAGAUUUUAAGUCAGCAGUUUACGAUGAGGAGUGCUUCUUGAAACAAAAAUCUAAAGUGCAAUGGUUAUGUGCGGGUGAUUCUAAUACUUCCUACUUUCAUAAUUAUGUGAAGAGUAGGAAUGCUAGAAGUAAAAUCAAUUGCAUAAAGGAUGUGAAUGGGAUCCAGUAUGAGGGAGUUGAUGCUGCGGCUGCUCUGUUGAACCAUUAUUCUAGUUUCAUGGGCACUCAAGAUCUAGUGACGAGGUUGGAUGAGGCAGAUUUGUUCGUUAAUGUUUUGCAGCAGAAUGUGGCGGAGAAUAUGGUGAGACAGGUUACCGAUGAUGAAGUUAAACAGGCUAUGUUCAGCAUUGGAGAGAACAAGGCUCCAGGUCCAGACGGAUACACUUCAGCGUUUUUUAAAAAUGCUUGGGAUGUUGUGAGUGGUGAAGUUACUAAGGCAGUGUGUGAUUUCUUUAAUAAUGGGCAACUUCUUAAGCAAAUUAACCAUACGAUUUUAGCGUUGGUUCCAAAGAUUGAUACGCCAAAUUCAGUUCUGGAUUACAGGCCAAUAUCAUGUUGUAAUGUGAUAUACAAGUGUAUCAGCAAAAUUAUCACAAAUCGUGUGAAGGGUUGUUUGGGGACGCUUGUGAAUAUUAACCAGUCGGCAUUUAUUCCUGGUAGAAAGAUCUCUGAUAAUAUACUGAUUACGCAGGAGCUUAUGCAUAACUAUCAUGUGGAUCGUGGUCCUCCGAGGUGUGCCUUCAAGAUUGAUAUCCAGAAAGCUUAUGAUACUGUAAGCUGGUCUUUCUUAGAAAAUAUUCUAGUCAGGUAUGGAUUCCACAGGAAAAUGGUUUCUUGGAUCAUGGCGUGUGUCACAACAGUUUCUUACUCGGUUAGUGUAAAUGGCGAGUUGCAUGGUUUUUUCCCAGGGAAACGGGGUUUACGCCAAGGAGAUCCAAUGUCCCCAUAUCUAUUCACGUUGAUCAUGGAGGUGUUAUCUCUUAUGUUACAAAAGAUGGCGGUAAAUCCUACUUUCAAGUUCCAUCGACACUGUUAUGAACAAAAGAUUAUCAACGUAUCAUUUGCUGAUGAUUUAUUUGUGUUUGUUAAUGGUGAUACCGAAUCGGUUAAGCUUAUUCGGAAUGUUUUGGAGGAGUUCACUAGUGUUUCGGGACUGGUACCUAGUUUGCCUAAGAGUACGGUAUUUUUUUGUAAUGUUCCAAGCCAUGUAAAAGCGGAGAUUUUACGUUUGUUGCCGUUUCGUGAGGGUGAGCUUCCGGUUCGCUACCUGGGGGUUCCCUUAAUCUCUACUAAGCUGUCUUUUAGAGAUUGUCGGGUUCUGGUGGAACGUAUGGAGAGGAAAGUUGAUAAUUGGAUGUCUAAAUCUUUAUCUUUUGCAGGCCGAUUACACCUCCUUAAUUCUGUUCUUGCAGCAAUGUAUACGUAUUGGGCUUCGGUUUUCAUUUUGCCAGCGCGUAUAAUCAAGGAUUUGGAAAAGAGAAUGCGAAGAUUUCUUUGGAACGGGGGGGUUUCGGGGAGUACCCGGUCUAAAGUAGCAUGGAAGGACGUGUGUUUGCCUAAAGAAGAGGGGGGCCUUGGAAUUCGAAAUAUUUCAGAUGUGAACAAAGCACUUAUGAUGUCGCAUAUUUGGAGCAUUAUUAGUAACCGGGAGUCCCUGUGGGUCAAAUGGAUCCAUUCUUACAAGAUAAAAGGUAGAACUUUUUGGGAGAUUCAAAGCCGUGGAGCGUUGACAUGGAGUUGGAGGAAAAUUUUAUCUAUUCGUCCGGUGGUUAGACCUUAUAUUUGGAAGUUGAUUGGGAGUGGUUCCCAGACGAAUGCGUGGAGUGAUAAUUGGUGCAUUUGCAGUCCGAUUCGAAACUUUGUUACGCCAAGGAGAAUUGCCCAAGCGGGUUUUAAUUUGCAAACUACGGUUGCGGAGAUUGUAGACGCUGAUGGUAACUGGCGGUGGCCCCAGGCUUGGUACGAUUUAUUCCCAGUGCUCAUAGAUGUCAUAGUUCCUGAUCUAGUUCCUGAGUCAGUUGAUAGACUGAGAUGGAGAUCUGUGGAAGGAAAAAUUGUUCAAUUUAGCUCCUGGGAAGCUUGGAAUAAUCUUCGGGUAAGGGAUAACAAGGUGGCUUGGGUGAAUAUGGUGUGGUAUGGCCAAUGCAUUCCAAGACACUCUUUUCAUCUUUGGUUAGUUCUAAAGAAUAAGCUGAAGACUCAAGACAGAUUGGCAGUAUGGGAAGCGGGGAGUGAAACGAAUUUACGGCUUAUGUGUUGUCCUCUUUGCAACUAUGGACGAGAUUCAAGAGACCAUCUAUUCUUUCAAUGCACGUAUGCGGCCAAGAUUUGGAGCAUGGUUAUACAAAAGGUUGAUAUGGUAAAUGUAAAUGAUUCAUGGAGCUCAAUAAUGGUGUGGAUAGAGCUGAAUGCGAAUUCAAAGAAACUAGAACACAUUGUUUGCAAGCUAUUGGUAGCGGCUUCUACCUAUUUUAUAUGGCAAGAACGGAAUAAUCGGCUGUUCUCCAAUGUCUACAGGAAGGAAGAGAUAGUGGCAAAGAUUAUCUUGGACAUGGUUCGGCUUCGUAUAAUGGGGUUCAAGGUCGGAAGAGACGUGAAGUAUAGGAAGCUGUUGGAAACAUGGGGAGUAAAAGAAGAUGAACCGGGCUAA